Molecule: messenger RNA, 3906 nt
Organism: Carcharodon carcharias (great white shark)
Lineage: Eukaryota; Metazoa; Chordata; Chondrichthyes; Lamniformes; Lamnidae
Gene: wdr17
Product: WD repeat domain 17
Exons: 29
Coding region: 1-3906 (1301 amino acids)
Molecular function (GO): protein binding
Source: RefSeq, a predicted model, not a curated record
AUGUCACAGGUUAAACAGGUCGGACUUCUGGCUGCUGGCUGUCAGCCUUGGAACAAAGAUGUUUGUGUUGCCAGUGGAGACAGAUUUGCAUAUUGUGCUACACUGGCAAUAUACGUUUACCAGCUUGAUCACAGGUACAAUGAAUUCAAACUUUACGCGAUCAUGUCUGAGCACAAAAAGACCAUCACGGCUAUCUCUUGGUGUCCUCACAACCCUGACAUGUUUGCCAGUGCGAGUGCCGACAACCUAAUUAUCAUUUGGAAUGUGGCAGAACAAAAGGUGAUAGCGAGACUGGACAAUACAAAAGGGAUUCCCGCUUCCCUCAGUUGGUGUUGGAAUUCAGGUGAGGCAGUGGCAUUUGUCUCUCAUCGAGGUCCGCUGUAUAUCUGGACGAUCUCCGGAGCAGACUGUGGGGUCGCAGUACACAAGGAGGCACACAGCUUCCUGUCAGACAUCUGCCUUUUCAGGUGGCACUCUCGAAAGAAAGGGAAGGUGGUAUUUGGGCACACAGAUGGGAGCUUGUCCAUUUUUCAGCCUGGUGCCAAGAGUCAGAAGCAUGUGCUGAGACCAGAAUCCCUGGAGGGAACAGACGAAGAGGAUCCAAUCACGGCCCUGGAAUGGGAUCCGCUCUCCACGGACUAUCUACUGGUGUCCAAUCUACACAAUGGAAUUCGAUUGGUUGAUUCGGAAUCACUGUCCUGUAUUACAACCUUCAGUUUCCCCAGUGCUGCAGCUUCAGUACAAUGUUUGGCCUGGGUCCCCAGUGCUCCUGGGAUGUUCAUAACUGGAGAUUCCCAAGUUGGUGUCUUACGUGUUUGGAACGUCUCAAGAACAACACCAAUUGAUAACUUCAAGCUGAAGAAGACAGGAUUUCAUGCUUUACAUGUGCUGAGUUCCUCACCAAAGAAAAAAUGCUAUUCAACACAUUCCCCGUCAAAGAACCACCAUACAUCAUCGACGAGUGAAGCCAUCCCCCCUCCGACCCUCUCUCAAAAUCAAGCAUUUUCUCUUCCGCCUGGACACGCGGUGUGUUGUUUCAUGGAUGGUGGAGUUGGGCUGUAUGACAUGGGAGAGAAGAAAUGGAACUUCCUGAGAGAUUUGGGUCACGUGGAAACAAUCUUCGACUGUAAAUUUAAACCAGACGAUCCAAAUCUCCUAGCAACAGCAUCAUUUGAUGGGACAAUUAAGGUGUGGGACAUAAACACCUUGACAGCAGUCUACACUUCACCUGGUAAUGAGGGAGUAAUUUACUCCCUGUCCUGGGCUCCAGGUGAUCUAAACUGCAUCGCAGGCGCAACCUCACGCAACGGAGCCUUUAUAUGGGAUGUGAAAAAGGGUAAAACGGUUACUAGGUUUAAUGAGCAUGGAAAAAAUGGAAUCUUCUGUAUCGCUUGGAGCCACAAAGAUUCUAAAAGAAUAGCAACGUGUAGUGGCGAUGGAUUCUGUAUCAUUCGAACGAUCGAUGGGAAAGUUCUGCACAGGUACAAGCAUCCAGCUGCUGUUUUUGGCUGUGAUUGGAGCCAGAAUAAUAAAGAUAUGAUAGCUACAGGCUGCGAGGACAAGAGUGUUCGCGUUUACUAUUUAGCGACCAGUUCUGACCAGCCUCUGAAAGUUUUCACCGGGCACACUGCCAAAGUGUUCCAUGUCAGGUGGUCUCCACUGAGGGAAGGCAUCCUCUGCAGCGGUUCUGAUGACAGCACUGUGAGGAUAUGGGACUACACACAGGAUGCCUGUAUAAAUGUUCUAAGUGGACACAAAGCACCAGUACGAGGUCUCAUGUGGAACACUGAAGUCCCCUACCUCCUGAUAUCGGGCAGUUGGGACUACACUAUUCGUGUCUGGGACACUAGAGAUGGAACUUGUCUGGAUACUGUGUACGAUCAUGGUGCCGAUGUCUAUGGUUUGACCUGUCACCCAAACAGGCCCUUCACCAUGGCAUCAUGUUCAAGAGACUCCACCGUGAGGCUGUGGUCAUUAACACCUCUGAUUUCUCCUCUCCAAAUAAACAUUCUGGCUGACCAACAGUGGGAGGAAAUAAUUGGGAACACAGAUCGUGCAAUGGCAUCGGAUGCUCCACCUCUACUCUGUGGGAAAGUAUCCCGAGAUAUCAAGCAAGAGCUGGAUAAAAUCGCAAGUAACGUGCGGAUAAAGAAGCUGAGAUGGUUCUCUGAAUGUUUGUCACCCCCAGGAGGCAGUAAGAAUCUCUGGGACUUGGUGGCUGUGUUAAAAGACCAGGAUGACAGUCUUCUUCCACAAAACUACUGCAAAGGAAUAAUGCACAUGAAACAUCUGGUCAGGUUCAAAACUUCUAAAGCUCAAGAGUUAACAACUGUGAAGAUGUCCAAGUUUGGAGGUGGAGUUGGCGCUCCAAGCAAAGAGGAGAGGCUGAAGGAAGCGGCUGAGAUUCACCUGCGAUUGGGGCAGAUCCAGCGAUACUGUGAGCUAAUGGUGGAACUCGGGGAGUGGGAUAAAGCGCUAUCAGUGGCACCAGGGGUAUCAAUGAAAUACUGGAGGAAGCUGAUGCAAAGGAGAGCUGACCAGCUGAUUCAGGAAGGGAAUGAUGAAGUGAUCCCGUAUUGUAUUGCUACCGGAGAUGUGAAGAAACUCGUGAGCUUUUUCACCUCUCGAGGCCAGCUGAAUGAAGCACUGCUUGUUACUCAGGCAGCGCGUGAAGGAAAUAUUCAAGGACCACAGAUCUCAGCACCAAAUGGAGCAGCGUGUGGUGAUGGGAAUAACAAGUCAGAAGAUUACAAUGACCUGUUACACAGGGUGAGUAAGGAGCUGGCGGAAUGGUACUUCCAGGACGGACGAGCAGUGUUGGCUGCAUGUUGCCACCUUGCGGUGAACGAUAUUGAGUUGGCAAUGUCGAACUUGAUCCGUGGAAAUGAGCUGGAGCUGGCAGUUUGUGUGGGAACAGUGCUGGGAGAUAGCGCCAUGCCUGUGACAAACUAUGCCCUGGAACUCCUGGCCCGCAAGUGCAUGUCAACAACAACAUGCUUUCCAUGUACUGGAUACAGUUUAAUUAUUGUGAUAUGUUUUUGCAGGGAUCUAGCGGCCGACUUGUUGACUAUGAUACCUGACAGUGAGCCUCUGUUGGUCAAGCUGUGUGCAUUUUACCCAGGAAGCACUGCAGAGGUGAAUGAUCUUCAUGAGAAGUGUCACUUACCAACCUUGGAAGAAUGUUUACAAAUUGCGGAAACGUAUCACAAUGAAGGGGAGACAUUCCAAGCAGUAAAAUACUAUUUAUUGAGUCCUGUGCCAGAAAAAGCACUUCUAAUUGGCCUUCUUUACGUUAAAGAACAGCUAAGUAGCCAUGAUUGGACCUUGGACUCCGUCCAUGGGAUCCUGGACCUGCUCAGCUACAUCCGCACUGACCGGCUGAUGCUACACAAGUGUAGUGAGUUUCGAAACGAGCUGCUUAUAUUCUGUGGCUACAUUGCUGCAUUACUGGCCAUUAGAAGACAUUACAACAGCAUUGUACCUGCACUUUAUGAAUACACCAGCCAACUCUUGAAACGCAGAGAGGUGACAGUCCCGACACAGAUCGAGCAGUUAUCAGCCGAGCUAGACGGAUGGAGAGCAUGCACGCACUCAGCCAGCAAGUCAUUUGAGGACUUACCAUAUACACCUCCUUCUGAAUCUCAAAGAGAGGUGUAUAGCAUUUUGCUAAAUAGGAUUAAGGAGGAACCCAUCAAAGGACUGAUCGGCCCUGAUUAUGUCACAGGUUCUAAUCUUCCCAGUCACUCUGAUGUCCAUACCUCCUGCCUCACAGGUUUACGAAUACAGGGACCAGUGUAUUUCCUUGAGGAUGGAAAGUCAGCAAUCUCUCUUAACGAUGCAUUAAUGUGGGCAAAGGUCAACCCAUUUUCCCCCUUAGGAACAGGAAUACGCCUGAAUCCAUUCUGA